Messenger RNA from Anopheles arabiensis, 1466 nucleotides. Its product is annotated as mitochondrial dicarboxylate carrier-like. Gene Ontology annotation, biological process: oxaloacetate transport; malate transmembrane transport; phosphate ion transmembrane transport. Bases 179 to 1036 code for a protein of 285 amino acids. The record is from RefSeq and is a predicted model, not a curated record. Lineage: Eukaryota; Metazoa; Arthropoda; Insecta; Diptera; Culicidae. The transcript is spliced from 3 exons. Gene Ontology annotation, molecular function: succinate transmembrane transporter activity; oxaloacetate transmembrane transporter activity; malate transmembrane transporter activity.
ACAAUUACGUCACGUUCCCUUCUGGUCGUUCAUUGAAAAGAAGUCGAGAGUGUUCGUCACCGUUGCUGCCGUCGCCUGUCGCCAUCGUCCCCACCGUCGUCGUGGUCGUCGUUGUUGUGUCGUAUUUUUGGCCUUAAACCUCCCCCAGCCGUCCCCCUCACAAGCUACCUGCCACACAAUGUCCGACGACAAGAAGAAGCGUGUUUCGUACUGGUACUUCGGCGGACUGGCCAGUGCCGGUGCGGCCUGCUGCACCCACCCGCUGGAUCUGCUCAAGGUUACGCUGCAGACGCAGCAGGAGGGCAAAAUCUCGCUGCUGCAGCUGACGGGCAAGGUCGUGCGCACACAGGGCGUACUGGCGCUGUACAAUGGCCUGUCCGCGUCACUCCUGCGCCAGCUGACGUACUCGACGACCCGGUUCGGCAUCUACGAGGUCGGCAAGCAGGCGAUGGGCAACGACUCCGGCUUCCUGGGCAAGGCGGCCCUAGCCGGUGCGGCCGGAGCGGCCGGCGGUUUCGUCGGCACACCGGCGGACAUGGUGAACGUGCGAAUGCAGAACGACAUUAAGCUUCCGGUGGAGCAGCGAAGAAACUACAAGAACGCCGUCGACGGGUUGUUCCGGGUGUAUCGGGAGGAAGGAUUUGCCAGGCUCUUCUCCGGCGCGUCCACCGCCACGUCCCGCGCCGUGUUCAUGACGAUCGGGCAGCUUUCGUUCUACGAUCUGGUGAAGGAUCUGCUGCUGCAAUCCGGCCACUUUGGUGACAAUCUCACCACCCACUUCCUGUCGUCGCUAACCGCGGGUGCCAUCGCCACCACCCUCACCCAGCCGCUGGACGUGCUGAAGACGCGUGCGAUGAACGCGAAGCCGGGCGAGUUCAGCGGCGUCUGGGAUAUCGUGCGCUUCACGGCCCGGCUCGGGCCGCUCGGGUUCUUCAAGGGCUACGUGCCGGCGUUCGUGCGCCUCGGGCCGCACACCAUCCUGACGUUCGUCUUCCUGGAGCAGCUGCGCAUGAACUUUGGCUACCUGAAGCCGUAAGCGCGGUUCGGUUCCCUCUUAGGCUGUGUGUUGCGGGCCAUGCAAAAACAACCAUGCCACAACCAUCACACACAUCACCCACUCACCUCUACUAUCCACUAACGAUUUACCGGUUACGGGUUACCGUGAGCUUUUAGAGCAAUUUUGACACAUUCCACUAACGAACAAGCAUCAGUCACGAGUCACACUCGCGUGUAGGGAUUUGGCAUUGCAUCGAAUGCAGUUACCGUGCAACGGGCGGUAUCGAACAUGUUACGGAGGUUUAUACAUAUUUUUUGUUGGUUUUUCUUUUAAUUUGCACAAAAAAACUAGAAUUUUACGACCGCGCUACCUACUCACACAAGCGUCGGGAAGUGCAAAAAGGAGUAGCAAUAGUGAGGUACGGGAAAACCAUCCCAAAAGGAAUCGCAAUAAAUAUUUAUCAACGUUA